GGUCCUCGUGACUCUGACGUCCCCGCUAACACUUCACACCAUUUUCUCUCAAAACUACUUUCUUCUCCCCUUAAAAUGAGCUGUUUGAGCUCUCUGUGCUGCUGUCUUCAAGGUCUGUCCUCGGAGGAAGAGAGACAGCCUAUACUUGGUGCACCAGAGUCUGCAAGAAUAUCUCAUUCACCUACUAAUGAUUCCCAGUACAGAAGUGGCAGGGUUAUUGUCCGGCACGUUGGUGUGACAGAUCUGGAUCAGCGCUUCUCUGACUUUGCAGAAAUGUUCAACAAGCAGCAGGAACACUAUGAGUGUAUGCAGGAAAAGCGGAAAACUCUGAUGUACCGCUAUCGCUGUGCCCCUGACAGCAGCCUGACCGAGUGCCUCCAGAAGAUUAAGGAUGAACAUGACGACCACCAGAUCAGCAUGCAGAUGAAAGGCUAUGACUUCAGCUUGGCCGUAACACCAGACGAUCUGGUGCCUGACAAGCUGAAGCGAACGCAGGAGAACAUCAAAGAGCUGUGUCAAGCCGUCAAAGCCAUCGUGGCAGCUGGAACCAAGCUUGAGGAAAUGAUCAAUUGGCUGUUGAAAUCAGAAAAGAGCCUGACUCAGCAGGUGAAUACAGAAGCUAAGACGCACCAGGAGUGUAAACGACUCGGAGGAAACUUGAGGGAGAAUCUGCGUGAGGCAUCGAGAGCUAAAGAGCUCAGUCCUUGCUACAGGGAAGAGGCCGGAAAACUUUUCAACGAGGUAGCCCUGCUGUCUGGGGUCAAUCCAUGAAUCACUUUCUCGGUAGGAAAGACAAUACAGGAUACAAUAAGAAUGAGUGAAGGAUGAUUUAGGGAAUAUACUGACCGUUGUAACUCCAGAAUCUACUGUAUAUAAGCAACACUUAUUUCUAAAGCACUAUAUUUAAUAAAGGAUAAAUUAUAGAAUAGAUAAAGGGUUACAGUCACAGAAAUAUAAAUGUAUAUUUGUGAAACUAGACGAAAAUGAAUUUGGAAGGAUAAAUUUGUUAGAAUAUAGAUAAAAGUGCGUUGCUUUUAUACCAAGUUGCUGUUAAAUUCUUGAACAUAAUCGGUCAGAAGGUGUUGAUUAAUUUUCUAUAGGCAAAUCACAGGUUUAUAGUAAUGUAUGUUUAUAUUAAUGUAUUUAUGGAAUGUUAAAUAUGAAAGAUAUUAAAUAUCGUGAUUUUGAUUAACACAGUAAACCCUAUUAAAAACACAAUUUUUAUAUGCAUAUGUGUUAUUCAAAUAUGGUAGAGAAGUGUGGAGAAGGUAGGCUUGUGAUAUUAAAAGAAAGAAAUUAAAUGUAUUUGAGGUGCAUGGAUGACAGUCUUUGUAUACUUCUAGGAUGAUUUGUGUUCUGUAUGUAAUAUCCUUUUUUGGAAACAAAUCUGUGUUACACUGUUUUGGCUUCCAGCUGGUCUCUGUUUCUAAUAUUAGCUAGCUUUCUUUAAGUUCUAAACAUGCUUUUAUAAUAUAUAUUGUACAUUUUUAGCAGGAACAACAACUGAGGGUUUUUCAGAGAAAUAAAUCAUAAGCUGGGAAAAGUAAUCAGUUCAUAUCUGUAAUAGACCUGUGUACAAAACAAACAUAUUACGUAUAUGAUUAACUGUAUAUAUCGAUGAUCAUCUAUUUACUAUUGAAUGAAGUAUUGAUAUGUUUUAUAUUAUUAAGAUAUCUAUAAAUAUAACUAUAAAGCAAA
Molecule: messenger RNA, 1698 nt
Organism: Ictalurus punctatus (channel catfish)
Lineage: Eukaryota; Metazoa; Chordata; Actinopteri; Siluriformes; Ictaluridae
Exons: 4
Coding region: 76-771 (231 amino acids)
Source: RefSeq, a predicted model, not a curated record